AUGCUAUCCAAUAAUUGUCUUUCUCUAAAAACAUUAAAUUCUCUAAUUUCACAGCCAACUGCCUCCUUUCCUGCCUCCGACAAACAGCCCGAUGCCUACUCGCUUGAGGAUAUCCUGCACCAGCAUGAUAUUUCUAUGUCGACUGGGCGUGUAACUUCUCAAGUUCCGUGCUCGCAAUCAAUGUUUUCUCGUCUAGCCUCACCGCAAUCGACAUCUGAUCAAGAGCAUAAGACAUGUCCCCACCUGCUUCAUUGUAAUUCGGCUGAGAAGUUGGCUGAUGACAAUAGUAUUGCUGCAUUAGACAUCUUCCCAGUAAACCAAACAGCUGAUGUCGCCUCGGAGAACACAGCUCCAGCAGCACCUAACAUGCAUUUUUCACAAUCCACCGCCUUCGUGACCCCUUCAUUCUUUUCCUCCCCUAUUCCAUCCAAUCUCAUUAAUACGAUUCCGGCUCUUGAAUCCCAUCUAUCUGAUUUAGCUAUUCGAAAAGCCGUUAAAACCCAAAUGGAGGAUGCGGUCAGCAACGAAACAGUCACCAACGCAACAAGAACUUAUCCUUUUGGUUCUUCUGUCGAUUUUGGUAGCACUAGUCAUGUCAAUAGUAAACUUAUAAGUCCAACUGGUGAGGGUCCUGGCUACCGGAUGCACAAAGCCUUUCGGAGAAGACCAUCCUCUCCUGGUUUGAUAUUAUCCGGACCUGUAGGCGAGGAUAGCCGGUUAACACACAGUGGAGGAUCAAAACCUCGGUUGCGUCGACUUCCACGACGGACUUUCAGUGACAGUACACAUUCAGACAAUUUCCCUACUCCACUAUUCAGCGAGCAUCCCUGCCCAGUUCAGCCUCUACAUCAUCAGCAACAUUCUUCACAAAAAUAUCGAAUCCGUAGACAUCCUGCUCUUUCUGUCAGUCCCAACUGCUUGGCUAAUACUCUAAGCCCUCAUCUUUCAUCUUCAGCAUCACCUUCGUCACCCUUGUUGCCUCACUGCGACAGGCAAUCCAACAGCAGUCUAUCAUUGAUUUCCCGUCAGCCUUGCACCUUAUCUGUAACGCCCCUUUCUCCUGUAAAAGAUUUGCAUUCACCUGAAAAACGAUCCUCGAAAUGUGUCAUUUCUUCCUUUAAAGAAACGACCCCGUAUCCACUGAAAGAAGUGCAGAAAACGGCUAUUUCGAUGAGUGAUGCUAAUGAUUCUAGCUCCUCUAAUAUCACUGUUUGUUCGCAAUCGAAGACAGUUCAUUGCUCUUCAUCUAUCUCUCCCUCCGUUUCAUCAUUUCCAUUCCAAACUGUCGUCGCUUCAAUCCGUCCUGCGACCUCACGCCCCUCUCCUUGUUUCACUCGGGCCCAGUCGGCUGGCUUGCUUCCGUUCGGCAAGGCACAGCUUGCUGGACUAGAGUCGGACGAUGAUGUCGAUUGUGAACCAUCUUCUCUCUCAUUCCGCUCUUCGGUUGACACGAACUCUGUCGUAGCCGCUAUCCCCGACGGUGAACUAGCUGCCACAUCACUCCGUUUUCAUAAAAAUCCGACGUCCCGAGCUAUCUCAAUUGGGGGCCAG
Messenger RNA from Protopolystoma xenopodis, 1551 nucleotides. NCBI's taxonomy places the organism in Eukaryota, Metazoa, Platyhelminthes, Monogenea, Polystomatidea, Polystomatidae. The record is from the annotation of a GenBank genome assembly.